CUCCACCAGUCGAAAGAUCCAUCCACCAAAGAUUUUUCUCCUCUGUCCCUCUCUCGGUCUCUCCCUCUCCUCACAACCCUCUCCGUCUCUCUCUCCCUCUCCUCCCAGCGACCAACAUAUAAAGCAGGCACACACACACAACGCAGCGAGCAAGAACCAAGAAACGCAGCAGCAGGCCAUUCAGUCUGCAAUCGCAACUGAUCUGCUCCUCAGCAAGAUCAGUUGGUUGGAUGGCCUUCUUCUUCGUCCUCUUGUGCAGCUUCAUUUUUGUAGCCAUCGCCUCGUACGUCCACUACGCUCGCCGGCGGAAGGGUGAAGGUCAGGGCGGCUGCGGCGGCCAUGAGAAGGCUUCCUUGAAGCUGCCUCCUGGCUCCAUGGGCUGGCCUUACCUUGGCGAGACCCUUCAGCUCUACUCCCAGGACCCCAACGUCUUCUUCACCUCCAAACAGAAGAGGUACGGCGAGAUCUUCAAGACGCACCUUCUGGGCUGCCCGUGCGUGAUGCUGGCGAGCCCGGAGGCGGCGCGGUUCGUGCUGGUGACACAGGCGCACCUGUUCAAGCCGACGUACCCGCGGAGCAAGGAGCGCAUGAUCGGGACGUCGGCGCUCUUCUUCCACCAGGGCGAGUACCACCUCCGCCUCCGCAAGCUCGUGCAGGGCGCGCUCGGCCCCGACGCGCUGCGCGCGCUCGUGCCGGAGGUCGAGGCCGCCGUGCGCUCCACGCUCGCCGCCUGGGACGGCCGCGUAAUGAGCACGUUCCACGCCAUGAAGAGGCUGUCGUUCGAUGUGGGCAUCGCGACGAUCUUCGGCGGACGGCUCGACGAGCGGCGGAAGGCGGAGCUGAGGAGGAACUACUCCAUCGUGGAGAAGGGCUACAACUGCUUCCCCAACAGCCUCCCGGGGACGCUGUACCACAAGGCGAUGCAGGCGCGGCGGCGGCUGCACGGCGUGCUGAGCGACAUCAUGCGCGAGCGGCGGGAGCGCGGCGAGCUGGGCUCCGACCUUCUGGGCUGCCUGAUGCAGUCCCGGGGCGACGACGGCGCGGCCCUCCUCACCGACGAGCAGGUCGCCGACAACAUCAUCGGCGUGCUGUUCGCGGCGCAGGACACGACGGCCAGCGUGCUCACCUGGAUUGUCAAGUACCUCCGCGACCACCCCAAGCUCCUGGAGGCCGUCCGCGCGGAGCAGGCGGCGGUCCGCGAGGCCACCGACGGCGGGAGGCGGCCGCUGACGUGGGCGCACUCGCGGAGCAUGGCGCUGACGCACAGGGUGAUUUUGGAGAGCUUAAGGAUGGCGAGCAUCAUCUCGUUCACAUUCCGGGAGGCCGUGGCUGACGUGGAGUACAAAGGAUUCCUUAUCCCCAAGGGGUGGAAGGUGAUGCCGCUCUUCAGGAACAUCCAUCACAGCCCGGACUACUUCCAGGAUCCACACAAGUUCGACCCUUCUAGAUUCCAGGUUGCGCCGCGGCCGAACACCUUCCUGCCAUUUGGGAGCGGCGUGCACGCCUGCCCGGGGAACGAGCUGGCCAAGCUCGAGAUGCUGGUCCUCAUCCACCACCUGGUCACCGGCUACAGGUGGGAGGUUGUUGGAUCCAGUGACGAGGUCGAGUACAGCCCAUUCCCCGUGCCCAAGCACGGCCUGCCUGUCAGGUUAUGGAGAGAAAACAGGACUACUGUGGACCGAAAGGGUGGUUGUGAGACGAUGAUGUUGAGGACAUGAUAGUUCGACACUCAAAUUAGGCAUUAAUUUAACCUAGCUAGCUAGAGAGUUUUUUGUUUCUUUCUCUCCUAUCUUUUCCUUUUCUUUGCUUGCCCUUCUCCUGAUCAAAUUAAGUUGGAGGAGAAGAAACGGCAGCUUUCUCUUCUCUUUUUCUUUACUUGCUCCUGAUGAUGAUGGAAAAGUAAGCUAUGUGCAUAUCAAUCUUUCAGUA
Messenger RNA from Panicum hallii, 1929 nucleotides. RefSeq names its product abscisic acid 8'-hydroxylase 3. Gene Ontology annotation, molecular function: (+)-abscisic acid 8'-hydroxylase activity; iron ion binding; heme binding. NCBI's taxonomy places the organism in Eukaryota, Viridiplantae, Streptophyta, Magnoliopsida, Poales, Poaceae. The record is from RefSeq and is a predicted model, not a curated record. Gene Ontology annotation, biological process: sterol metabolic process. The transcript has 7 exons. The coding region runs from base 231 to 1718 and encodes 495 amino acids.